CCUCUUCCUCUAUCUCUCUCUCUCUCUCUCUCUCUCUCUCUCCUUCCCCCUCUCCCAUCUCAUCACCACCACCCACCCAACCUCACCACCACCACAAACCACCCUCCUCCCCUUUAAUUCUCUUCUCUCUUUUCUUUUUCUUUCCGUAGUUCGAUUCUUAAUCCCACAGUCACCAUGGAAGAGGAAGUCGCUGCUCUCGUCAUUGACAAUGGUUCGGGUAUGUGCAAGGCCGGUUUCGCCGGUGACGAUGCUCCCCGUGCCGUCUUCCCCUCCAUUGUCGGUCGUCCCCGUCACCAUGGUAUCAUGAUUGGUAUGGGUCAGAAGGACUCCUACGUCGGUGAUGAGGCACAGUCCAAGCGUGGUAUCCUCACCCUCAGAUAUCCCAUCGAGCACGGUGUCGUCACGAACUGGGAUGACAUGGAGAAGAUCUGGCACCACACCUUCUACAACGAGCUCCGUGUCGCCCCUGAGGAGCACCCCGUUCUCUUGACCGAAGCCCCCAUCAACCCCAAGUCCAACCGUGAGAAGAUGACCCAGAUCGUCUUCGAGACCUUCAACGCCCCCGCCUUCUACGUCUCCAUCCAGGCUGUCCUGUCGCUGUACGCCUCCGGUCGUACCACUGGUAUCGUUCUGGACUCUGGUGACGGUGUCACUCACGUCGUCCCCAUCUACGAGGGUUUCGCCCUCCCCCACGCCAUCUCGCGUGUCGACAUGGCCGGUCGUGACCUGACGGACUACCUCAUGAAGAUCUUGGCCGAGCGUGGUUACACUUUCUCCACUACCGCUGAGCGUGAAAUUGUCCGUGACAUCAAGGAGAAGCUUUGCUACGUCGCCCUCGACUUCGAGCAGGAGAUCCAGACCGCCUCCCAGAGCUCCAGCCUCGAGAAGUCUUACGAGCUUCCUGACGGCCAGGUUAUCACCAUUGGUAACGAGCGCUUCCGUGCUCCUGAGGCUCUCUUCCAGCCCAGCGUUCUGGGUCUCGAAAGCGGUGGUAUCCACGUCACCACCUUCAACUCCAUCAUGAAGUGUGAUGUUGAUGUCCGUAAGGAUCUGUACGGCAACAUUGUCAUGUCUGGUGGUACUACCAUGUACCCUGGUAUCUCCGACCGUAUGCAGAAGGAGAUCACCGCCCUUGCUCCUUCCUCGAUGAAGGUCAAGAUCAUUGCUCCUCCCGAGCGCAAGUACUCCGUCUGGAUCGGUGGUUCCAUCCUGGCCUCCCUCUCCACCUUCCAGCAAAUGUGGAUCUCCAAGCAGGAGUACGACGAGAGCGGUCCCUCCAUCGUCCACCGCAAGUGCUUCUAAGCUCUUGCGCGUGAUUCGUUUCGUACUCUCAUAUUCCCUCAUGUAUCAAAAGACCCGACGGAGACACUGGUGACUGGCGGGCCCUCUCUGACUCGCACUAGGAGGAAGAUCGCCUGAAAAAGGAACUUUUAUUUUAGCUGUCGAAUAGAGAUGGUUUUUACUUUUUUUUCAUUUUGAAACACACUUGCCAC
Aspergillus aculeatus ATCC 16872 is the source of this 1493-nucleotide messenger RNA. RefSeq names its product actin ACT1 (gene act1). Bases 175 to 1302 code for a protein of 375 amino acids. The transcript is spliced from 7 exons. Lineage: Eukaryota; Fungi; Ascomycota; Eurotiomycetes; Eurotiales; Aspergillaceae. The record is from RefSeq and is a predicted model, not a curated record.